This is a messenger RNA of Thyridium curvatum, 1422 nucleotides long. RefSeq lists its product as uncharacterized. NCBI's taxonomy places the organism in Eukaryota, Fungi, Ascomycota, Sordariomycetes, Thyridiales, Thyridiaceae. Gene Ontology annotation, biological process: iron-sulfur cluster assembly. The transcript has a single exon. Gene Ontology annotation, molecular function: protein binding. The record is from RefSeq and is a predicted model, not a curated record. Bases 1 to 1422 code for a protein of 473 amino acids. Gene Ontology annotation, cellular component: cytosolic [4Fe-4S] assembly targeting complex.
AUGGCCGCCGUCUCGAGAUCGAAACCUCCGGCGAGCCUCGAGCUCAAGUCCCUGCCCGCCUUCCGGCCCGAUCUCUAUCAGCGCGCCUGGUCCUCGACCCCUCAUCCGACCCUGCCCCUCCUCGCGACCGCCCACAACAAGGCCGUCACCAUCUUCUCCCUCUCCACCCUCUCCUCCCACAGCACCCUGACCGGCGGCCACGCCCGCUCCGUCCGCUCCUCCACCUGGAAGCCCGGCCUGCCGCCCCACACUCUCUGCCUCGUCACCGGCAGCUUCGACUCCACCGCCGCCCUCUGGCGCUGGCAAAAGGACGUCCCCUUUGACAGCAGCAGCGGCGACGACCCUUCCUCCCUCGAGGUCGAGGUCAAGCAAGGCGGCGGCGGUGACGGCGGCGACGGCGGCGAGGAUGACUGGGAGUUCAGCCUCGUCCUCGAGGGCCACGAGAACGAGGUCAAGAGCGUGGCCUUCAACCCCUCGGGCCAGUACCUCGCCACCUGCAGCCGUGACAAGUCCGUCUGGAUCUGGGAGGACGUGGGCGCCAACGAGGGCGAUGACGAGUGGGAGACGGUCGCCGUCCUCAACGAGCACGACGGUGACGUCAAGGCCGUCGCCUGGUGCCCGGACGUGCCCGGGCGGAACCACGCCGGGCCCUCGGGCCGCUUCAGCUCCGAGGUGCUCGCGAGCGCCAGCUACGACAACACGGUGCGGAUAUGGCGCGAGGACGGAGAUGGCGAGUGGGUGUGCGUCUCUGUGCUCGAGGGCCACGAGGGGACAGUGUGGGGUGUGCAGUUCGAGCAACGCGCCGACAACGCCCACUUUCCGAGACUGAUGACUUGGUCGGCGGACCAAACCAUCAGGAUAUGGACCCUGCGACGAGAGCCGGACGAGGAAGGGCACGGUGCCUCCGGGGCUGGCCAGGCGAUUGGCGCCUUCUUCGGAGGCGCCCUGGCCGGCAUCCCCAACACGAUGCGCCGGUCGAUAAGAGAAGAAUGGGAUUGCACGGCCAUCCUGCCCCAGGGUCACACCCGGGACGUCUAUUCGGCCGCCUGGAGUGCCCACUCGGGCCUGGUAGCCAGCACAGGCAGCGACGGCGUCAUCGCCGUCUAUGCAGAGGACGAGGCCUCUUCGGGAGAGCCCACAGCCGCCUCCAGCUCGGACGUUCGCAUGUCAGACGGCCCGUCGCAAGUGCCAGCGCCUGACGCGUCAACAGACGGCGGCGCUCAGCUCCCUGGAUCGACAAGAUGGAGAUUACUGGCAACAGUGCCCAAGGCACACGGCCCGUACGAGAUAAAUCACAUUACCUGGUGCAAGCGCUUCGACUCGGGUACGGAGCAGAAACGAGUCGAGGAGAUGUUGGUCACCACGGGCGACGAUGGUGUUGUACGGCCGUGGCAGGUCGUAUCGACGCAAGAUCAAUCAUGA